GGAAACUGGAGGAGCAUCUUCUCUCUCUGACGUCAUGACAGCAGCAUCAGCUGUUAGCCGUGCUUUAAGCCUUUUCGCUGCCGAUCGCUGCCUGCACAAAGGAAAUAUAUGAGAUCCCCUCUAAUCCCUGAAAUGGCGACACAGGAGGUACAGCUGAACGAGACUCUGGCCCACCUCAAAACGGAGUCGGAGACGCUGAAGUCGAAGCUGGAGGAGGAAAGAGCGAAGCUGCACGAUGUCGAGCUACAUCAGGUGGCAGAGAAGGUGGAGGGGCUGGGUCAGUUUGUCAUGAAGACCCGGAGGACUCUGAAGGGACAUGGCAACAAAGUUCUGUGCAUGGACUGGUGUAAGGACAAGAGGAGGAUCGUCAGCUCCUCACAGGAUGGAAAGGUGAUUGUGUGGGAUGCUUUCACUACCAACAAGGAGCAUGCUGUGACAAUGCCAUGCACCUGGGUGAUGGCCUGUGCCUACGCCCCCUCCGGCUGUGCUGUAGCUUGUGGGGGUCUGGACAACAAAUGCUCAGUGUAUCCUCUAUCUCUGGACAAGAACGAGAACUUAGCUGCCAAGAAGAAGUCGGUGGCAAUGCACACAAACUACCUGUCUGCUUGUAGCUUCACCAACUCAGACAUGCAGAUCCUGACGUCCAGCGGGGAUGGUACGUGCGCAUUAUGGGACGUCGAGAGUGGGCAGCUGUUGCAGAGUUUCCAUGGACAUGCAGCAGACGUGCUCUGUCUGGACCUGGCACCCUCCGAGACUGGAAACACGUUUGUGUCAGGGGGCUGUGAUAAGAAGGCCAAUGUGUGGGACAUGCGCUCAGGACAAUGUAUUCAGUCCUUUGAAACUCACGAAUCAGACAUAAAUAGUGUGCGAUAUUAUCCAAGUGGAGAUGCAUUUGCAUCUGGCUCAGAUGAUGCUACAUGCCGCCUGUAUGACUUAAGGGCAGACAGAGAAGUGGCUAUUUAUUCCAAAGAGAGCAUCAUAUUCGGGGUCUCCAGUGUUGAUUUCUCUCUCAGCGGACGACUACUGUUUGGAGGCUACAACGACUACACCAUAAACGUUUGGGACGUUCUCAAAGGAACACGGGUCUCUAUCUUGUUUGGACACGAGAACCGUGUCAGCACGCUGCGUGUUUCCCCAGAUGGGACGGCCUUCAGCACUGGUUCCUGGGACCACACUCUUCGGAUCUGGGCUUAAGGAUGAAGACAGAGAAAUAGUAGACAGAUUUACAGAAGACACACCGAUGUUUCUGUUUGCUAGAGUACAAUCACAGAGAUAGAGACUCAGUUUUUGGUUGUACAUAAUGCAUAUCAAUAGCAUUGUAUAUACUCCAGUCUUAUGGUCAGGGUAGAUUUACAUAUUUCAGAGAGAAAGUAAACCAAAUGGCACGCUUGUAUUACAAUAUGAUUGAAAGAAAAUUGCACAGAAGUACUUAUGGUUACAACUUAAGAUGUAAAAUGUAUAUUGUAGAAAAUACCAUUGGUAGUGACUAGCAUCAGUCUAGUUUAGAAGUGACACAAUAAAAUGGUGUAUUGUAUGUUCCCACAUAAAGGACAUUAAUUGUUUAUUUAUUUGUUUUUUUAGCACAAAAAUAAUUGAGGAAUGCAGUCUGUGGAAGAAAAUGGGAUGAAAGGGAAACAGUAAAGUUUAGUUAUGCCGCAGACUGAGAGAAGAGAGAAGGAAAGACGUAAAUGAGAUAUGUUUGAUAAUAUAAGAAUAUGAAGGAGAGGGGGGACGAUAUAAAUGCUAAAAAUAAUAUUGGAUAUAAUAUAAAGGAGAAUUUACAUAAAAUAUAAUAAACAAAAGUACAAAUUUUUGGUUUAUUAAAGAUAACAAUAGACAGGAAACCCUGUGCUCCCCUCCAUUCCUAACAGCAACUCACCUGCCAAUAUUAUACCAAUGUAAGGAAA
This is a messenger RNA of Larimichthys crocea (large yellow croaker), 1907 nucleotides long. RefSeq names its product guanine nucleotide binding protein (G protein), beta 5a (gene gnb5a). Bases 109 to 1194 code for a protein of 361 amino acids. The transcript is spliced from 11 exons. Gene Ontology annotation, molecular function: protein binding. Gene Ontology annotation, biological process: signal transduction. The record is from RefSeq and is a predicted model, not a curated record. NCBI's taxonomy places the organism in Eukaryota, Metazoa, Chordata, Actinopteri, Sciaenidae.